Dunckerocampus dactyliophorus (ringed pipefish) is the source of this 5734-nucleotide messenger RNA. RefSeq names its product triadin-like. Gene Ontology annotation, cellular component: membrane; sarcoplasmic reticulum. The transcript has 29 exons. The record is from RefSeq and is a predicted model, not a curated record. Bases 337 to 3834 code for a protein of 1165 amino acids. NCBI's taxonomy places the organism in Eukaryota, Metazoa, Chordata, Actinopteri, Syngnathiformes, Syngnathidae. Gene Ontology annotation, molecular function: signaling receptor binding.
UCUAAUUCUGUUUGGAGGGGGCGGGGCUGAGUCUGAGGCAGCCCCAAAGGGCAAAGACACCCUCAUUCUGGUCUCUGUCCGUCCCCCCCCCCACUGGACCACCUCGCUCCAGCUUGCAGCCACCAGGUUGUGUUGUCUCGCGGGGGGAAACGGAGUGAAGAAUGCACAGUGUUGGAGGCCAAGAGUGACACACACACGCACACACACUUUUUUACCACUUUGGGAUUAAACCCUGGGAUUAAAUCUUACACAGGAGUGAAGGACCUGCCAUCACUGACUGUUUUCAUGGCAACGUAAGCCGCCACAAGGACUGACGACGACUUUUAGCCGAGCGCAAUGACUGAAGCAGAAGCGAGGUCGUCCACCACCACCAUGGUCAUCGACGGUAAGAAUGGAGACGCCGGCGUGCCGUCCGUCCGCCUGUCCAAGAAGACGUUCACCGAUGACCUGUACUCCACGUUCAGCUCGCCACUGGCCUGGAUCCUGGUCCUGGCCCUCAUCAUCACCUGGUCGUGCGUCUUUGUCAUCAUGUUCGACCUGACCGACUACAAAACCAUCUCGGGCGGCCUCAGCAAGAUCGGCUCUGACCCCGUGAAGGCCGUCAACGACGUGGUGGAGAAGUCCACCAACGUGGUCAGCGUGAUGUUAAAGUUUGCUGCCAGCCUCAUCGCGCCCGACGACGACGGAAAUCUCUACGCUGUGAGGAAAAAAGGAGAGUUUCUUCCAUCACGAAGUAAAGUCAUUGGCAUGCAAGUGAAGAAGUCACGGCCAGCGGUUGAGGUGGUCCAUGAGGACGAUGAGGAAGAGGAGGCUGCCGAGCAGGACGAGGAAGAGGAUGCCCAAGAUGAGGAGGAUGAACUAGUGGAGGAGGAGGAGGAGGAACUAGUGGAUGAUGAGGGGUAUGACGAGGAGGAGGAGGAGGAGGAGGAGGAAGAGGAGGAAGACUAUGAGGAGGUGGAAGAGUAUGAGGAGUACUAUGAGGAGGAGGAGGAGGAGGAGGAGGAGGAGGACGAGGAAGCAACUGAAGAUGAAGGAGUUGCUGUGGAUGAAGAGGAGGAAGCUGCAGAAGAGGAAGAUGCCAGCGAUGAGGAAGAGGAGGAGGAGGAGGGAGGUGAAGAGAUUGGUGAGGAAGAAGAGGAGAGGGUGAAGAAGGAGGAUGAGGAGGAUGAGGACGCUGCAGUGGAGGAAGAGGAUGGAGAAAAGGUGGUGAAGGCGGAGGAAGAGGAAGAGGAGGAGGAGGAGGAGGGAGCUGAAGCAGCUGAGGAGGAGGAGGGAGAAGAUGAGGAGGCUGCUGUGGGUGAAGAUGACAGUGAAGAAGAUGAAGAUGGUGACACCAAAGAGGAGGAAGACGAGGUAGUGGCCAAAGACAGUGGUGAUGAUGAGGAGGAGGAGGAAAAGGAGGGAGCAGACAUUGUUGAUGAAGAUGACGACGAAGAAGCUGAGCAGGAUGAGGAUGCUGAUGAUGUGUCUGCCGAGGAGGAGAAGGAUGAAGAUGUGUCUGCUAAGGAGGAGGAAGAGGAGGAGGAGGCGGAGGAGGAGGAGGAGCAUGAAGAUGUGUCUUCCAAGGAGGAGGAGGAGGAGGAUGAAGAUGUGUCUUCCAAGGAGGAGGAGGAUGAAGAUGAGGCCUUCACUGACUUCUCACAGCCUGUGCUUCUCUCCAGUGAGGAAGAGGAGGAAGAUGAUAGUGAUGAUGUUGAUGACGACUCCUAUCUUCCUCCUAUUGAUGAUGAUGAUAAUGAUGAUGAAGAGGAUGAGGAGGAGCUUCCUCUCAAAGUUUUGAAAGAGGACAUCAAAUCUGGGGAGGAUGAUGAAGAUGUCCUGUCUGUCACGACGGAUGAUGAAGAGGAGGAUCUUCACAUCAACCUCUACGACCUUGACGACAAAGCCGAUGAUGUCACUGAGGAGGAGGACGAUGAUGAUGAGGAGGAAAAGAGCCUUCCUCCCUUUGAUAGUAGUGACACCUUGGCUGAUGAUGAUGAUGAUGAGGAGGAGGAGGAAGGUGAACUAGAGGUCACGCCGACAUUGGCCGUCGAUGAAGGUCACCUUGAAGAUGACAUGACAUCAGAGUCUCAUCAGGAGGAAGAGGAGGAGGAGGUUGAUGAAGAUGACGUGUUGUCAGCGCCGUCUGAGGCGCCACUUCCUGUCCAGGACGGGGCAGCAGAGGCUGAGACAGAUGAGGAGGAAGAGGAUGAGGGGGAUGAAGCUGAGAUGCUUGCAGCGCCCCUCCCAAUGGGGGAUGAAGAUGAAGAAGAGGAGGAGGAGGAGGAGGAGGAGGAGGGAGCCAAGGCAAGCAAAGCGAGGGAUGAAGCACCUGCAGUCUGUCCCUGCAUGACUGCUGCAAAGACCAAAAUGUCUGCUGGCAGGACCUCUGACAAGAAAGAAGCUUCCAGGAGGGUUUCUGCUGUGAGGAGGAAAGAACAUAAAGCAGUGAGGAGCACAGAAAGAUCUGAUGGCAAACCAAGGAGGACAGCUCUUCCCAGAAUUGCCAGUUUAGAGCCAAAAAUGAGACGGAUCAGAAGAAUUCCAGCUCUUCUUAAAGCCAAAAGGGAAGAAAAGACCAAGAAGUCUAAAGCAGAACAACCCACUGAGAAGCAAAGCCCAAAACAAGCAGAGGUUCCAGAACCACAGCAAGAUGUUGGUCCUUGCAGACCAGCACCAGUCUACUGGCCAUCCCCUCCUGGCUGGUAUGUUCAUCAGAUUGUCACAGACAACCCGUACCCGCCUCCAAGCGUCUCAGGGUCUGCUGCUCCGGUUCUGACUGCGCAUCCCAUCCAUCCUGCUGCCCCACCCAUGCAGCCUCUUUAUCACCAACAACCAAUGAUGGCGCCGCUUUAUGCCCACUAUCAGCCCUAUUCUCAGCCGGUACCGCCUGUCAUGCAGCAGAUGCCAGAACCAGUGCAGCCAGUCCAACAAGCUGAGCCAGUGCAGCCAGUGCAGCCAGUGCAACCAGUGCAACCAGUGCAGCCAGUCCAACAAGCUGAGCCAGUGCAACCAGUGCAGCCAGUCCAACCACCAGAACCUGUCCAACCAGUCCAACAAGCAGAACCAGUACAGGCAGUCCAACCAGAAGCUGCAGAACAAGCCCCGCCCGCUCAGCCUGAAGUCCAGGCUCCGCCCACUGUGGUUGAGGUGAAAGAACCAGAACCCAAAGCGGAACCAGAAGCAGAGAAGGUUCACAAAGACACAACAAAGAAAGCUGUAGCUGCCAAGAAGAAAAAGAUAAAGACCACCGAUGAUCUUGAAGAUGGUGCGCUUACAAAAGACAAAGCAACAACUACAAACAAAGUUCCAAAAGAGAGAAGCAAAGCGUCAAAGACAAAAGCUACAACAACACGACACAAGAGAAGCUCCGCCUCCUCAAAGACAGAUGUCGUCAAGAGCAGAGUCAGGUCCUCUGCAGGCAAAAAAUCUCCAGAAGCAGAACCGCGCUCGCCAUCCAUCAGACUGAGGACCAGGCUGGACCCUGAGAAGAUGGCCAACGUGACCUCGCAGGUCAAAGAGGACAAACCCACCAAAUCUUCAGCAUCAGAGCCAGCCAAGACCAGAGCAACAUUGUUGACAGGCAAGACAAGCAAAGCUGAUCCGGCGGAGAAGGAAACGUCUGCAAAAGAGACUAAAUAUAAAGCGGAGAAACAACCUCCACAAGCCAAAAAGUCAAAGACAGAAGCUGAUCCCACUGAACAGAAGAAAUCAGGUCAAAGAUACUUCCAGUGUAUUUACGUCCCCGGCAAAAACGCACAGUACCCCCUGCGACCUUUCACCCCGGCCAUGUCCCCCACCGUCAUCAGGUCCAUGAUGGAGCAGCAGAAAGCCGCCAGGACGCCAGGACAGUAACUGGGACCCCCUCCCAUAAGGGCAGGGUGGGGACGGUGGGGUUGGGGAAAGGACUUGUUUACACUCAGAGCAACAAGGACAGAACUACGAGUCUCUUUAUUUAUUGUUUAUUCACCACCAGGCCGCCGUCAUGGCCGCCGGUGGUGACGUGUAACUUGUGACACGGCAACAACAUGCUUUGAUACAACGCCACACACAGACAACAAAGAGUUGACUUGAUUUAUCGUUACACACGCAAUUUCCUGGUCAUGUGGACGUGUUUGCACCACUUGUUGCUAGGCAGAAUUCACAGGGCACAAGUAUCUACGGAAUUUAAAAGGCACACGCAUACUGUAUAUUCACUGCUCGAGUGUCUCCGCUGCACAACACAGAGCUGAGAAAGGACAAGGAGAGACGGCAGGAACCUACUCCAAAAACAGCACUACCAGGACGCACUCAGCAAUUAAUCGAGGCACGGCAUCAAUUAAGGCCGAGGCCCCUAUUUGAUUUGUCAGUCAUUUCUCUCUGCUAAUCACGUCCAGCUGCGAUGUUAGCAUUAGCAUUAUUUUGCCGCAAACACUGCAACAUUUCGACCUUUACGUUAACGUGACCAACUGGUGAGACGCCGUGAUGCUAACCCACAUUGCGCUUAUCAGCCAGGACGAGCGCACGUUGGUUAUUAAUCACUCUUUACCUCACGUUGGCGUCUACGGGGAGGCAACACGGCGGCCACGUUGGCGCUACGCAGCUUUUAGCGUUUAGCAUGACCACACGUGUUUAUAUCGAUCGAUGUCUUACUUGGUGAAAACGCGCAAAGAAAGCCAAACGCUUCACAUCUUUGAAUGACCUCAUCGGCGCUACACCGGUUGCUAUGGUGACGUGAGGUCAUAGGUCAACUUUCAAGUCUUAAGACGUGCACGGACUUGAUGAUGAUGUACGUUGAACACAGGUGCACGUUCACAUUUUGAUUAAAGGCAUAUUUCCUCUUUGACUUGACAGAUUAGCCGUUAGCAUGUUAGCUAACAGAGUUUGCAAAAUUAAAUGAAAGCGUUUUAGUGUUCUGUUUAUUGUCGGAAUUGUCGCAAGGACACUUUUUUAAAAAAAUUGUGUCCCUGCUUGGUUCUUUAGACCACUUUGGGAACGCUAUUUUGAGUUAGCAUGUUGCUAUCUAGCAUGCGCUAACCACUCAGCUAGCCACGAGCUAAGCUAAGAUUUAACUGUGCUACUUCUUGUGUUUUGGGGGUCACAAAAAGUUCACUUUUGUGUGAAUUUUAGGGUCAACAUGGUCCACAUGAUUUUUAGUGUGACUCUUCGGCCCGAGGCCUCAUGUUGCUUUCAUUUCUCCUUUAAUAAUGUUAAUAUUAAUAACAUAGUGAUGAUGAUGAUGGAGCCCUGCAGAGUGUGUGAUUCCAGAUGUGAAUAAUUGUUGUUCAACACAUUUUAUUAUAAAAUGAGUAAUUUAUAAAUAUGUUGUGAGGUGAUUCAUGUUCUUCAAGUAUCGCGAACAAUUCAAGUUGUGCUCAAAACAAAGCAAAGCUGAUUAGAAUGCAGUUUACUCACACACAAUUUACGAUGACUAAGCAGUUUAGUAAGAUGGCCAACUUUGUCAAAGAGGUUCAUGUUUUUUUUGUCCACAAUCAUCACUUUGGUUUUUUGUUGUCAUUCGCACAGCAGAUUAUUUAUUCAAUAAAAGUGAGUCAUGUGCUACUUGGAAAAUAUGAUUUAUUCAUUUGCUGUCUGACAGCAUAUGCUAAGCUAUGUGAACAAAUCUGCGUCAUCUUAACAUUUUAAAUAUGCUUAAAAGUAAUAUACAUGCAUUUUUGAAAGUUUAAGAAAUUGUUGCAUCUUCAGAGGGAGCCGCCAUUGUGGGUUUUCUUCUUCAACGCUCAUACGGUGACAGAACCCACAUCGCCAUCUACUG